Ostrinia nubilalis (European corn borer) is the source of this 1000-nucleotide messenger RNA. RefSeq names its product disco-interacting protein 2-like. The record is from RefSeq and is a predicted model, not a curated record. NCBI's taxonomy places the organism in Eukaryota, Metazoa, Arthropoda, Insecta, Lepidoptera, Crambidae. Bases 152 to 1000 code for a protein of 282 amino acids. The transcript is spliced from 7 exons.
AGCACUGUGUGCGAACUUUAGUUAGCGGGUCGGUCUCGAGUCGAGCAGAUUUUAUUCAAACUAAAUUCAAGAUGGCCAUGUGUCACGAUGGUGUCUUGAAGUGUUGUCGUUAACUUUAUUUGUUUUGUGAGAAAAAAAGUGUUUUUCCGCAAUGGCUGACUUAAGUGUUGAUAUAUCAAAGUUGCCGGACGAGAUAAGAGAUAAAUUGGCCGAGUUGGACUUGGAGUUAUCGGAAGGUGACAUCACACAGAAAGGCUAUGAGAAGAAGCGAUCGCGGCUCCUCACGCCAUACAUUCCACAACAACCGCCCCAAGUGAGAUCGGCCGCGGCGCUCCGCUCGCCACCUGGAAGGACCAACAGGCGACUUACGCGGAACGAGAGUCGCUACCACUCGGAGGUGCGACAAGAGGCAGUCCAGCAAGCCCUGGCCGAGAUGCAGAACAGGCCCAAGCCCUCGCUGCCCAUGCCCUCCAAGAGGACCUCAAUGAUGGCCAAGAGCCCUGACAGGGAGAGGCACGAUCUCUCCUCAAGCUCGGACGACGACUCUUGCGCAGGCGACUCAGAGCUCCCCCCACCGCCAGAGCUGGGCUCGCCGCCCGCGCGCCGCCCGGCCGCGCCCCAUCCCCACCCCCAUGCCCACCCUCAUCCCCACCCCCACCCCCACCCCAGGCCGCACGCGCACCCCCUGCCGCAGCUGCACCACUCCCGCGAGCAGAGGGACCGCGAGAGAGAGCGGGAUAGGGAGAGAGAAAGGGAGAAGAAACACGCGCCGAGGGAGCGGACGGAGAUUGACCUGUCGGACAUCACAGCGCACUUGCCGGCAUACGUCCAGCCUGAUGUGACUCACACCUCGUCAGGCGCGCGGCGGGGCGGCGCGCUGGUCGCGGACCGAGUGCAGUGCUACGCGCAGCCCGAGGACUCCGGUACCGGCACCGGGAGGUGGAAGCUUUUAUUGGACUACCCCGUGACGUCAGUGGUUACGCCCUCGGUAUACGCGUAG